AUGCUCGCUUCUCUUCCUUCCAAUGUCACAGCUCAAGACGGCUUCUUCUACAACGGUUCCAUCGGACAAGAACCAAACCGUGUCCACGCAAUAGGGAUGUGCAUGCCAGGAUCAGUUCAAGAAGACUGUUCUCGUUGUCUCACGUAUGCGUCAGAUUGGUUGAUUGGGAGCUGUCCUAAUCAUAUAGCUGCGUAUAUUUGGUAUAUUUGGUCAUCUGAUCCAAGGCUUUGUUUUGUGCGCUACUCCAACGUCUCUUUCUCAGGAUCUGCAGAUCUUGACCCCAAGUAUGUGGUCUAUUUCACUGCGGAUGUCACCUCAAAUCUAACCGAGUUCAAGACGAUAUGGGAAGGAUUAACACUUAGUAUGAUUUCAGCAACUCCGGCCGCAAAGAACGUACCAUUAUCUAGUAAUAACUAUUACAAAGCUGAUGUCGCAACCUUCACCAAAUUCCAGAAAAUAUACGCUGUGAUGCAAUGCACGCCAGAUUCUUCUAAUGUUGAUUGUGACAACUGUCUACGACAAAGCGUGUCUGACUACCAGUCAUGUUGUGAACAGAAGAUAGGAGGCUAUACUAUGCGGCCAAUUUGCUUUUUCCGGUGGCAGUUUUAUCCAUUCUGUAAGGCUUUUGGUAACAUUACAUUGACUUCUCCUGCUCCUCGUCCUACGAUGGAACAUCCUUCUUUAGUCGACCAAGCCAACGUGAAAAAAAUUGGUAGUGGAAAAAUCUCAACAAGAGCUAUUUUGGAAAUUGUUUUUCCCAUUGUAUUAGGCGUAGGUCCAGUAUUUGUGUGGCAUGCCGGCAUGAGUGAGAAGCGACAACCCGGUUUCAACGAUGUGGCGAUGCUUUCUUUCGGAAAUCCCAUUGUGUUCAGGAGUGUGUGGAGGUGA
Messenger RNA from Camelina sativa (false flax), 888 nucleotides. The record is from RefSeq and is a predicted model, not a curated record. Lineage: Eukaryota; Viridiplantae; Streptophyta; Magnoliopsida; Brassicales; Brassicaceae.